Molecule: messenger RNA, 416 nt
Organism: Marchantia polymorpha subsp. ruderalis
Lineage: Eukaryota; Viridiplantae; Streptophyta; Marchantiopsida; Marchantiales; Marchantiaceae
Source: the annotation of a GenBank genome assembly
GAUUUGAGUGUGGGCGGAUCCGACUUUCCGACAACCAUGUAGAGACCGUCAAAACCUAAACCCGUCCCUGAUGUAUGUGUGCAUUCAACGCUAUUUUCUGACAGGCCAUUUGGGCGUUCUGUUCUCUUGGUGUUCAUUGUCCUCCUUUCCUUCGCACAUCUGUUGGUCUUCUAUUACUAGCCGUCAGCAAGCUGGGUCCGUAGUCUCAGCAGCAGCAGCAGCCAACGUCACGUAAUCCACACCCGAUGAACUACUAUUAGGGGACGAUUGUUGAUCAGUACUUGGAAUCAUUUAUCUCAUGGAUUUAAUCGACUUUAUUCUCAUUCACGGGAAGAGAUCCUUAUAAAUUGUCCAGUAUAUCGGUGCGAUUCAAGUCGUCACUUGCGGAUUCGAUAUUUCUCGAAAUUUAUCACCCG